Messenger RNA from Ceraceosorus guamensis, 672 nucleotides. RefSeq lists its product as hypothetical. Bases 1 to 672 code for a protein of 223 amino acids. NCBI's taxonomy places the organism in Eukaryota, Fungi, Basidiomycota, Exobasidiomycetes, Ceraceosorales, Ceraceosoraceae. The transcript has 2 exons. The record is from RefSeq and is a predicted model, not a curated record.
AUGCUCCGCAAAGCUCCUGCAUGCUGCACGAUCCACCUCUCCACGCAUGUUUUCCUCGCAAGCGUCGCCCACUCAGCCAAGUCCCUCAUCCUCAUGAUCAUGCGCUUCUUUCGCACGCUCACUGCCAUCUGGGCCUCGGCCUCGGCCUCGCUGAUGCUUCUCCUCUCGGUCCGCGCUGAUGAUCAGCUCAUCCUGCGCCAAUCCUCCGACGAGGAGGAGCGCGCAGCCAGCCAGCUCAAGUGCGCCAUCAACGAUUAUCGCUUCAAAUUCUUGCGUCCUGCUCCGACUGCUGCGCUGGAACAGGGCCAGGAGUUCGAAGUCAUCUAUUGCUCUGGGGCCUAUUUCAAAAUCUCCUCCAUCGAAGCGACGCUGUUCCUGGAGCAAUCGUACCGCACGAACCUGCAGCGCAUCUACACGCUGGCCGAGCACGUCAAGCCCGUCGCUGGCGAAUCCGAGGCAGGUUACAGCGCCUACCAUUUCAAAGCUCGGAUUCCAAAGGAGAUCGAUCUGGCUAGCAACUUUAACCUCCUCCUCAAUGAAACGACCACCACGUACGGAUAUGGCGGCAAUGCCGAUGGUACGCAGGUGUACGAUACGUUGCUGCCCAUCAGAGUCUUUGAGCAAGGCGGCGCAUCUCGCCCAAAGCCCGACACGCCAGAAAGUCCAGCAUAG